This is a messenger RNA of Austrofundulus limnaeus, 2493 nucleotides long. RefSeq names its product family with sequence similarity 49 member A, like (gene fam49al). Lineage: Eukaryota; Metazoa; Chordata; Actinopteri; Cyprinodontiformes; Rivulidae. Gene Ontology annotation, molecular function: small GTPase binding. Gene Ontology annotation, biological process: regulation of actin filament polymerization. The record is from RefSeq and is a predicted model, not a curated record.
CAGUGCAGAGACAGAGAGAGGAAGAGGGAGGGCUGUGUGGCGUGAGGCGGUGCGUGUGCUCACUGUGCUCAGCGUUUAGGUGAAUCCACAAGCCUCUGCCUCCCAAGGAUAAAGCACCACAGAGAGCAGCGACGCCGCCUCGUUCCCAGCAUCCUCUCUCCCUUGCGUCUUCUUUCAUUUGCUGGUGUCUGUAUUUAUUUUUAUUAUUUUUUUCUUUGUUGUUUCUGUCCUUUUCUUUUGUUUCCCUCCCCGCAUCUCACUCUGCUUCAGCUCCAUCCAGAUAGAAGGGGAAUAAAAAGGGAAAGGAGCAGAGCCAGAGGCGCCUUCCUCUCCUUCCUGCAGCCGGUGUUGGGUGCUGAUGUUGUAACCAUCCUGAAGAGCCGACGAGCCCUGUUUGAUGCAGUGAAGUGAUCCAGCGGAAUAAAACUCAAAGAAAAGAAGGUCGCCAGCCAUGGGGAACCUCAUUAAGGUCCUUGGCAAGGAUUUAGAGAACUGUCCACAUUUUUUCCUGGACUUUGAAAGGUCAGCGCCGUGCUGGAGGAGGCCCACGGGAUCCUGGCAGAGCUGCAGUCCUAUAACGGCGCUGGGCAGGACAUACGAGAAGCCAUCCAGAACCCAGGUGACCUGGCUCUUCAGGAGAAGGCCUGGAACGCAGUCUGCCCCCUGGUGGCCAAGCUGAAGAGGUUCUACGAGUUCUCCCUACGACUGGAGAACGCACUGCGCAGCCUGCUGGAGGCGCUGACGAGCCCGCCCUACGCCCCCAUGCAGCACCUGGAGCGAGAGCAGGCCCUGGCCAAGCAGUUCGCCGAGAUCCUUCAUUUUACCCUCAGCUUCGACGAACUGAAGAUGACAAAUCCAGCCAUUCAGAAUGACUUCAGUUACUACAGGAGGACUAUAAGCAGGAACAGGCUGAACAAUCAGCAGCUGGACGCAGAGAACGAGGUCAACAACGAGAUGGCCAAUCGGAUGUCUCUAUUCUACGCCGAAGCCACACCGAUGCUGAAAACUCUGAGUAACGCCACCACCAAGUUUGUUUCAGAGAAUAAAACGCUGCCCAUAGAGGACACCACAUACUGCCUGAGCACCAUGGCCUGCGUGUGUCGUGUCAUGCUGGAGACUCCGGAGUACCGCUGCCGGUUCACCAACACAGACACCAUGCUGUUCUGCAUGAGGGUGAUGGUGGGUGUCAUCAUCCUCUACGACCACGUUCAUCCUGUCGGAGCUUUUGCCAAAACCUCCAAAAUCGAUAUGAAGGGCUGCAUCAAAGUGCUGAAAGAGCAACCGUCCAACAGCGUGGAGGGCCUUCUGAAUGCACUGAGGUAUACAACACGACAUUUAAACGAUGACAGCACCUCCAAACAAAUCAGGGCUCUCCUGCAGUGAAAGGAGGCGGGGCAUGAAGAAGAAACAGACAUCGGUGGCUGGAAAAAAAUUAAAUAUAACCCUGUUUGUUUACAAAGAGCGAAGAAAAUCACCUGCAGGCUGGCGAGCCACCUGCCGACGACAAGAAGAGGAAUUUAAUUCUAUAUAUUAUCAGCUGUCCAUCAUUCUGUCUCUCAUUUUGUAAAGUAAGAAAAAGAAAAGCCAGAAUCGAAGAUAUAAAUAUAUAUUAAAAGAUGUGAAACACAAGCCGCAGAUUAACAGUAGGUAGGAUUAAAGAGGAAGCUAUAUUGAAAAGGUCAAAACCAAAAUAUAUGAAAAAAAAAGUGUUCCAGCUGUAGACUGACGAGUAUUUUUGCACACACUUUGAAAAACAAGAAAAAAAAUCUCUUACUUUCCUGGAGUUUUAUCCCAAAACCUCAGCCCCGCCCCAUCAGUUGCACUGAUGGCCACGCCCUGCUGAGUCAUGAAGCAAUGUGAUGGAGUCACUCCGGAGAUUUGCUUCCUCCUGUGUCACUUUUCUUUUCUGCAUCAGUGCAGCUGCUGGGGGGGUCACGAUCCUCCGUUUACACCCGUCCCACUCAUCCAACUGGAUUUGUUUUCUUACCCCGCCUCUUCGCACAAGAUCUACCUAUGAUGCAUUGUGCUCUGACGUUUCAGCGCAUCUUUAAGUAAAUUUUCUGACUUUACUUUUUUCAUGGUGCUAACGUGGUUCAGAUAUCUCGCCGCGGGCUUCUUAGAUUCCAUCUGACUGAGACAAAAUGUUUGUUUUCUCAAAGGGCCUAACUCGUUUUAUUUUGAAAUCCCUAUCAGAUAAAAGGAAAAGCCCAAAUUAGAGCAUCGUCGUGUGGGGAAACUACAGCACACUUCUUAACCCAGUGCCAAAGCUGAUUGGUUUACACUCUUAUGACAUCAUCAACUAAGGCCACAGCUGAGUUGUGCGGUGCUGUGAUGCCAUCACUGAUCAUCUUUUCAUAAAAAAAGACGUGACAGACGAGUCGGACAGAUUUAAAACGCGCAGGCCUUUUGGAGACAGAUCUGAGGGCUCCGGUGUAAAUAUGCGAGGCUUCUCUGGUCCACGUGGUCCGCUUGAGGAAACAAAAACAAACAAAA